Salvelinus namaycush (lake trout) is the source of this 904-nucleotide messenger RNA. Its product is annotated as rho-related GTP-binding protein RhoN-like. Gene Ontology annotation, molecular function: GTP binding; GTPase activity. Gene Ontology annotation, biological process: small GTPase-mediated signal transduction. NCBI's taxonomy places the organism in Eukaryota, Metazoa, Chordata, Actinopteri, Salmoniformes, Salmonidae. The record is from RefSeq and is a predicted model, not a curated record. Bases 197 to 901 code for a protein of 234 amino acids. The transcript has 5 exons.
CUAGUGUAACCGUGGGAACCGAGGGCUGCACGGGGUGGACAGGGGAGGACAACCGGGGGAGGACACAUAGUAGGUCGCGCCACAACCGGGGCAUGUACCUGCUGGGUUUUCCUUGAGUUCCAGUCUCACCUUAUAUCGACAUCGGAUGGUGAAUGAAACCGAUCCGCGUCCAGAACAGACACACUGACAGACAAAGAUGGAAAGUCAAGGCAGCCGCUGUAAGAUCGUGGUGGUCGGAGAUACGCAAUGUGGUAAAACGGCGCUCCUACAUGUUUUUGCGAAGGACUGCUAUCCCGAGAACUAUGUCCCCACCGUUUUUGAAAACUACACGGCCAGUUUUGAAAUCGAAAAACAGAGGAUUGAGUUGAACAUGUGGGACACGUCAGGUUCCUCGUAUUAUGACAACGUGCGGCCGUUGGCCUAUCCUGACUCAGACGCUGUGCUCAUCUGCUUUGACAUCAGUCGCCCAGAGACUCUGGACAGUGUUCUGAAGAAGUGGCAGGGGGAGACCCAGGAGUUCUGUCCCAAUGCCAAGGUGGUUCUGGUGGGUUGUAAGCUGGACAUGAGGACAGACGUGGGCACCCUGAGAGAGCUGUCCAAGCAACGCCUCAUCCCCAUCACACACGAACAGGGUAGUGGGUUGGCCCGUCAGAUAGGUGCGGUAGCGUACGUGGAGUGCACCUCCAAGGUGUCGGAGAACAGCGUACGGGACGUGUUCCACAUCACCACGCUGGCGUCUGUGCGGCGGCCACACAAGCCUCAGCUGAAACGCAGCAGCUCCCGCCGGGGCCUCAAACGGGUGUCCCAGCUGCCCCUGCCCCCCCUGCCCGGUCGGACUGAUACCCUGGAUCCUGCCCCUGUCAUGCAGAAGGACCGGGCCAAGAGCUGUGUGCUCAUGUAGAGA